Mizuhopecten yessoensis (Yesso scallop) is the source of this 1215-nucleotide messenger RNA. RefSeq lists its product as uncharacterized. Bases 33 to 509 code for a protein of 158 amino acids. The record is from RefSeq and is a predicted model, not a curated record. NCBI's taxonomy places the organism in Eukaryota, Metazoa, Mollusca, Bivalvia, Pectinida, Pectinidae. The transcript has 4 exons.
UGGUGCAAGGACGACAUGAGUGCGCGGUCAGCAUGUUCGCUAAAGAGGUACUUUUGCUGUGCUGUUUGCUGGUUCUGCCGGCGGUGGUGUUUGGUGUAGAUUGUAGAACACGGCCCUGUCUUCGGACCUUGUUCAAUUCCAGAGUGACCAGAGCCGAUUACUACUCUAGACAACUGCUUGGCUCUUUUGGCUCUUCUGGGAAAAGGAAGCGUUCCCUCAGCCGUUUGCAUCAUGGCAUUGUCGUGACUUUGGCAAAUAGCGUCCUGGGCCAAGACCGAUGGUUGAUCCACAGGGGCUCCUGGAGCACUGGAACAAAUCCAGACACCGUAAUCACAGAUGCGGACUACAUGUCUUCAGAGUGGGUAAGGGAUCGACGCCCAAAAUACCUGAGCUGUUUCAAGACUGUCAAUGGUUUCCUCAGAGCCGGUGGCAUUGCUGAUAAUUACAACCUUUUUACUCACAAUUGCAUACACGCGGCUAGGGCGAUGUGGAACUUUGCCAGCUGUUAAAUGUAACAGUAUCGGAUCCCUUCAGGUUUCGGGAGGUGGCUCUAAUUCCGGUUUUGAAUGAAGAUUAAGCAGCCUAAUACUUCGUGUGCUUCAUAAAUAUGUAUACUCGUUUAAUAUUUUCUCAUAUAACCAUUUCAGUCUGUGUUCUACAAACAAUUGAAGAUUUAUACCUAACUUAUACCCUCCUUAACAACAUCACAUUUGAGAAUAAGGAUACUACCAUACCAUGUAUCAAACUGGGGUAAUUUCUAAAAAGACUUAUUUCGUUUUAUUUUACACUAAAAGAAUUACAUUGAAAACAGGCUUAAGACUUUAUUUUCCAUUGAUUUACGUCAAUAUCACAAAGGGUUUAUACUUCCUAUAUGAAAUUAAAUUUGCAAAGUUUUCAAUAUAUUUGACUUACAUUAAAUACAAAACAAAUAUCCAUAUUUUAUGUUUUAAGGAGAACACCUUCUCAUGAAACAUGUAAUGUAUUCUUAAUAUGAUAAUAGAAUUAUUAGUUAUUCCUUCCUAAAUUUUUCCAUGUUUACUAAAGAAUGCUUGAAAUAAACACAUGUUCAAAUUAAUUCAAGUCAACUUCAAUGAUCGCUUUUAACCUUUUGAAGAAAGUGAGUCGAUUCUAACACAGCAAGCUUUCGGUACACCAUUAUGCUUCCUUUGUGUCAUUUUGAGCUUGUUCUUUUAAUAAAAACUGAAUAUAAACUGU